AUGGUACAAGAGUUUACGCGUGGUCAGGUUGCGUCUCACAGCAGCAAAGAUGAUCUAUAUUUGAUCAUCCGUAACAAGGUGUAUAACGCCUCUGAAUUUGUGGAUGAACAUCCGGGCGGCGAAGAGGUAAUUUUGGAAAACGCCGGCCGUGAUGCUACGGAGGCGUACGAGGAUGCCGGUCACUCAGAAGAAGCGGAUGAUAUCCUUGUUGAUCUCUUCGUCGGCGAAUUAAGUGCUAAUCCUGAUGCUUGGCAUCCCGGUGCAGUCGUUGAAACUUCCAGACCGGUAACAGGAUCUAGUAAGCAAGGUCCCACGAUCAGCCAACUUCGAAAGGAAGCCACGGACCCUGCUCCAAAUGGUUUGAGUUCGUUUCUCGUACGUGAGUCAUUCCAGGAGACUGAGCUUGUUGAGAAAACAUGCAUCUCGCACAAUGUGGUCAUUUGCCGUUUCAAACUUCCGCAAUCAAACCAAACUUUGGGUCUGCCAACAGGCCAGCAUUUGUCAGUCGGAGCCAUUUUGACCCAACCGGAUGGCAACGCAAAAGAAGUCAUUCGAUCAUAUACACCCAUUUCGAAGAGUCACGAAGCUGGAUAUUUUGAACUUCUCGUUAAAUCGUAUCCGAAAGGGAAUAUUUCAAAGCACAUUGCAUCACUUGAGCUAGGCGAUAAGAUACGUGUACGAGGUCCGAAAGGUGCUUUUCAUUACACGCCCAAUAUGGUGCGACAUAUUGGCAUGGUUGCUGGCGGCUCAGGCAUUACCCCGAUGCUUCAGAUUAUACAAGCUGUACUUGGAGGUCGGUCCAAUGGUGACACAACUGAAAUCGACUUCAUCUUUGCAAAUGCCGGCCUUGAGGAUAUCCUUUUAAUGGAGCGCCUUGAUGCUCUUGCUGAGAUGGAUCAAGGUUUCAGGGUCCAUUAUGUGCUGGAAAAGCCCCCAUCUCAGUGGAAUGGUCGGGUUGGAUACGUUACUGCUGACAUGAUCUCGGAACUACUUCCGAAACCCGCUAGAGAUGUCAAGAUCCUUGUAUGCGGCCCUCCACCAAUGGUAAGGAGCCUAAAGAUUUCGUUUGAGGAUCUUGGUUUUGAAAAGCCGCUUGCGGCGGACAAUCCCGGGAAUCAAGUUUUUGUUUUCUAG
This is a messenger RNA of Clonostachys byssicola, 1134 nucleotides long. The record is from the annotation of a GenBank genome assembly. Lineage: Eukaryota; Fungi; Ascomycota; Sordariomycetes; Hypocreales; Bionectriaceae.